Molecule: messenger RNA, 631 nt
Organism: Vollenhovia emeryi
Lineage: Eukaryota; Metazoa; Arthropoda; Insecta; Hymenoptera; Formicidae
Product: serine protease snake-like
Exons: 3
Coding region: 16-573 (185 amino acids)
Biological process (GO): proteolysis
Molecular function (GO): serine-type endopeptidase activity
Source: RefSeq, a predicted model, not a curated record
ACGACUGACAACGCGAUGCCGCAAACUAUAGCAAUCAAGGAGAGAAUAAGGCAUCCUGACUACAAACGCCCGUCGGAAUAUCAUGACAUAGCUAUACUCCGCCUGGAGAAGAAAGUUACCUACGACGCGUUUGUCAGGCCAGCGUGUCUCCCGGUUGAUUGGCCAGACGUGGGUCAGGAUAAUAAGGCAGUGGCUACCGGAUGGGGUCUAGUAGACUGGUCUGAUGACAAGGGCUCGGAUAAUCUACUAAAGGUGACACUCAAUUUGGUCUCGCACGAAGCUUGCAACGAGAGUUUCUACGACGGCGGCAGUUCCACGGAGCUCGCAUUAGGAAUCGUCAAUGAAUGGCAAAUAUGCGCGGGAGAAGUCGGGAAAGAUACCUGCCAGGGUGACAGUGGAGGACCACUCGCCGUCUUCAACACAGACCACGACUGCAUGUACACCAUAAUAGGAGUCACUAGUCUGGGACGAUUCUGUGGCAGCAUCAUACCUGGCGUGUACACCCGUGUCUACCAUUACAUCCCCUGGAUAGAGAGAACUGCGUGGCUUGAAUACUUUGAAACACCUUCCUAACCCACUUUAAAUGUAUCCAUUUUCUUAAGUAUCAAAUACACUCCGUUUUUAUACACAA